This is a messenger RNA of Styela clava, 939 nucleotides long. Its product is annotated as glycoprotein 3-alpha-L-fucosyltransferase A-like. The record is from RefSeq and is a predicted model, not a curated record. Gene Ontology annotation, molecular function: alpha-(1->3)-fucosyltransferase activity. Lineage: Eukaryota; Metazoa; Chordata; Ascidiacea; Stolidobranchia; Styelidae. Gene Ontology annotation, cellular component: membrane.
UAUGUCAGUUAGGUGUAUUCGAAUAUGUUACACUCACUGGUUAUAAUUUCAAUGGGAGAUGUAACCUAUGUUUUAUCGCUUUGCUUUUUUGGGACAAAAAAUAUUGCCUAGCAAUAAUCCUUAUUAUUAACGAUUUACUGUGUUUUCAAUUCAUUCUCAUCCAAAUAUAGGGGACAUCGCUUUUCCGGCAAAAUGAUUUACGAAGAUAAUAACAGAGUGACUUCUACAAAAUGUAAAGUGAUUACUUGUCUAGCGGUGUUUGUAACACUAUUAGAAAUCAGUAUGGUUAAGAGGUGGGAAAGUAUGUACUCUUCAACUUCGUUUUCAACGAGUGAUGAUCACAAGAAAUGGAUGAAUUAUGACUCAUAUAAAGAAAGACUAAUUGGAAAAAAUGCUACAGAAUUCGAAGCAGACACUAAGUCCAGCCUUAACGUAGACUAUCGAUCGAAAAACUUGUCGUUUCCGUUAAACCAUAUUAGUCAGCCACCAUUGGCCAUAUUCAGCAAAAUAUACAAUGAAAUAACUAAAGCCUCUACGGAAACGGCUUCAUAUGAUUUACGGUCAGAACUUAGCCGAAGAUUGAAAACCGCCAAGAACAAAAAGGUAAUAUUAAUAUGGGUUCCAAUGUUCGGAGUUAAAACUUCUUAUUCGGUUGAUGAAGAGAAAUGCGGAAAAUGUGAAGUGACAUAUGACAGAGCUAAGAUUGUAGACGAAAAUACAGGAGCUUUACUAUUUCACUUUGAUGCGAUAUCAUCUAAGAACAUGCCACCUACAAGGAAUACUAAACAUUUAUAUAUUUACUGGGACUUUGAGUCAACAGCUACAUUACGAAAUGUAAGAGGACAUUCCUUGCAGUUUGAAGAAUCUCUUCCUUUUAAUGCAACUUUCACAUACAGAAGAGAUUCGGACUUCUAUGGAGUUAUGAAGGAAAACGUUUAA